Molecule: messenger RNA, 4578 nt
Organism: Girardinichthys multiradiatus
Lineage: Eukaryota; Metazoa; Chordata; Actinopteri; Cyprinodontiformes; Goodeidae
Product: deleted in malignant brain tumors 1 protein-like
Exons: 17
Coding region: 174-3968 (1264 amino acids)
Cellular component (GO): membrane
Source: RefSeq, a predicted model, not a curated record
UAGACAUGAAGUCAUAUAAAAGUUGUUGGGCAGGGGCUAGUUCCUGAAUGUCAAGUGUUUGUGAAAUUGUGGUGUUGCCCAAGACCAGAUUUUCUUUUAUUAAUUUUUUGUUCUUCUGUUAAAGAGAGGUUGCAUCAAGCCUGUAAGGAUUUGGCCUCCUCUGAAGAUAUAAUAUGGAAAAACAGCAUUUUCUUUUCCUUUUAAUAAUAGGUCUGCUGAGCUUACCACUACUUACAGAAUGUGAGAAAAUUAGGCUGGUUGGGCCUUCACGUUGCGCUGGCAGAGUGGAGAUCAAUCACCAGGACAGCUGGGGCACCAUUUGUGAUGAUCACUGGAGCAUUGCCAACGCUGAGGUGGUGUGCCGAGAGUUAAAUUGUGGCACAGUCAUGGAGGCCAAAAAAGGUGCGUUCUUUGGAGAAGGCAGGGACGAGAUCUGGUUGGAUGACGUGCAGUGCACUGGGCAAGAGACCUCCAUCAUCAAGUGCCCACACAAGCCUUUCGGGAAUAAUAAUUGUGGGCAUAGUGAAGAUGCUGGGGUUGUAUGCUCAGAACAUGUUCGGAUCGUCAACGGAACCGAUCGUUGUAACGGCAGAGUGGAGCUCUUCCAUGACGGCCAGUGGAAACGAGUGUGCAGCAGUGACUGGGGUAAGGAAGCAGCUGACGUGGUGUGCUUGGAGAUCAGUUGUGGGUCGCCUGUUGUUCAGUCUGCAACACAAUACUUUGGAGAGGGGAAGGGCCUGUAUGGUAUCAAAGCCAACUGUGCUGGGAAUGAGACCUCCAUCUCUAAGUGCAUGCUACAAGAAUUCAGAGAAACCUGCAUUGAUGCUACCAUCACCUGCACGAACAGCAAGCCAAUCCGGCUUAUAAAUGGGACAAAUCGGUGUUCUGGUCGAGUAGAAGUUUAUUAUGAGGGACAGUGGGGAACCGUUUGUGAUGACAAAUGGGGUAUGCAAGAAGCAGCUGUAACGUGCCGAGCGAUGAACUGUGGGAACGCUCUUACAGUCAAGUACAAGGCAUUCUUUGGCAGGGGACAUGAUCAGGUCUGGUUGGAUGAUAUUGACUGCACUGGUCAUGAGAAGUCCCUAUCUGAAUGCCCACAUAGAGGUUUUGGAGAGCAUGACUGUGACCACCAUGAAGAUGCUGGUGUUGUGUGCUCAGAGACUGUGAGACUGAUUAAUGGGACCGACAGGUGUUCUGGCAGAGUGGAGGUCUUCCACAAUGGUCGCUGGGGAAAGAUCUGCAGUAACAGUUGGAGUCCUACAGAUGCUGCAGUUCUCUGUAAAGAACUCAGUUGUGGAACACCAAAGAAAUCCCAAGAAGUCUUCACUUUUGGCGACAGCACGCUGGCAGGGUUUAUUAGUAGAUGCUCUGGUAAUGUGAGCUCUAUCAGCCAGUGUGUGGUGGACGAACAUGUCGGGAGAUGUGAUGGUGUCUCUGUUGCAUGUACAGGUAGUCCACCACUUAGGGUUGUUAAUGGUACUGACCGAUGCUCUGGCAGAGUGGAGGUUCUGCAUGAUGGCCAGUGGGGAACAGUGUGUGAUGAUGACUGGGACCUCAAAGAUGCUCAGGUUGUGUGCAUUGCCUUGGACUGUGGAACCGCUCAGACAGCUAAAACAGCGGCCUACUUCGGCCAAGGCCAAGGAAACAUCUGGCUAGAUGAUGUCAAUUGCUUUGGCAAUGAGUCAUCCCUUUUGCAUUGCCUACGUCCUCCUUUCGGAGUAAAUAACUGUGGCCAUGGGGAAGAUGCUGGGGUGAUUUGUUCAGCUAACCUUAGAUUGAUCAAUGGCACUGACAUGUGCUCUGGCAGGCUCGAAGUCUACCAUGGUGGCCACUGGUCACCGAUAUUCAAUGUCAACUUUGGUAUGGGUGAAGCUUCAGUGGUGUGCAGAGAGAUGAAUUGUGGAGAUGCUGUAAAGGCUUCAGGAUCAUUUGGUCAAGGCCAAGAGCUCAGAGGCUUAAAGAUUACUUGUAGUGGCACAGAGCACUCUGUCACUCAGUGCACACUGAGAGAGUAUACCAGAACCAGAAAUGAUCGUAUUGAAGAGGCAUCCAUCCAAUGCUCUGGAAUUGUGAAGUUAGCUGAUGGGCCCCAUCACUGUGUUGGAAGAGUGGAGUUUUAUGAUAAAGGCCAGUGGGGAACUGUGUGUGGGGAGUCCUGGGACAUAAAUGAUGCAAUGGUGGUGUGCAAACAGCUGAACUGUGGGAGGGCUCAUAAAAUUACCAGAAUGUCUGAGUAUGGCCGUGGCACAGGACAGACAUGGAUUGAACAAAUUGAAUGCAGUGGAAGGGAGUCUACACUCUCUCAAUGCCAACAAAGACCGUUUAGAGACAAAACCUGCAACACAACUGCUAUAGCUGGUGUGAUUUGCACAGGGAGUUUGGAGGUCCGGUUGGCUAAUGGCAAGGACGAGUGCUCUGGAAGAGUUGAGGUCCGUCAUGGUGAAACGUGGCAAACAGUUUGUGAUGCAGCCUGGACAGAAAGUAAGGCAGAGGUGGCAUGUCAGUUGCUGGAGUGUGGUCAUGCUUUGAAUGCUCCUGGUGGUGCCAUUUUUGGUCAAGGCAAUGGAACUGUGGUGGAGAGCAAUUCAUGUUUCAACAACUUGACUUCUCUUCAAAAAUGCUCAGUGAAUGGUUUCAGAAGAUCAACGUGUGGACAUGGGCAGGAUGCUGGAGUAAUGUGUGCAGCCCAGCUGCGGUUGAUUGGUGGCUCAGGCCAGUGCUCUGGCAGAGUGGAGAUCUUCUACAAAGGCCAAUGGGGUACCGUGUGUGAUGAUGACUGGGAAAUCAAGAAUGCUGAUGUGGUGUGUAGACAGCUUGGCUGUGGUCAUGCUGUCUCUGCCCCCACCAGUGCUCAUUUUGGUAGAGGCUCCGGUCCAAUAUGGAUGGAUAAUGUUGAUUGUACAGGCCAAGAAGCUGCUCUUACACACUGUAGACACCGGGGCUUUGGAGAAAAUAACUGUGGACAUGGUGAAGAUGCCAGUGUCAUCUGUUUAGGUGAUCUACAAAAGCCCCAAAUUACUUUAAGUCCUUCUACAGAUGUACACUGGGGUGAAAAAGUGGAAAUCACAUGCACUGUGGCAACAGAACAUUUGGGUGGGACAUUUGUGCUAAAAAAGACUCAGGGGUCAUUUUCUAAGGAAAAAUUCUCAGACCAUGAAGCGGCAACCUUUGUCUUCCCUCAAGCAGACUUCUUCCUAAAUGGGUCGUACUUCUGUGAAUAUCAUAAGAAACUGCCAGAACAAAUCAUCUAUUAUCCUCAAGGAAAUACUGUUGAUCUCACUGUUAAAGUGAAUUUAGAGAAACCCGACAUCUCUCUAACAUCUGGUCAUGUUUUGGUGAUCUACAGUCCUGUCAAAGUAUCCAUCACCAAAGGAAGUGACUUCUCCAUAACCUGUUCCACUUAUUCCAGAUAUCCUGGAGGCAUUUUCUACCUGACCAGGUCUGACAAAAACAUUACUCAGAUGAAACCAGCGAUUGGCCACACCGUCUUCUACCUGGCGUACUUUGAAUUCGCAGAAAUAGAUUUUAAAGAUCAAGCAGAGUAUUCUUGUCUCUACGCUGUUAACAUCUCAUCAGUUUCAUUCUGUUCCAUUCCCUCCAAGUCACUCCAAGUCACUGUACUCGCAACCACAUCCUCAUCAGUUGUCGCAGGUGUUGUGAGUGUAUUGGUGAUACUGCUUUUUAUAUUGGUCAUCGGUUUCUUUGUUUGGAGAAAGAAAUGGCGAGGUGCUGGUGUCAUGGUUCUGUUUAGCAACAGGUUGGAACCCAAAAAACAAGAUACGGAUGACAGAAGCAAUGGGACACCUGAUGAAAGGGAACGCACUAACCAGUUGUAUGAAAGAGGACAACACACUGACAGAAUAAAAGCAAUGAGCACCAAUCCUGAUUCUGAGAGCAUUGUAGAGAAAGCCCCAGAAGACUUGGCAGGAAGAGUUUGUUACGAGCUUGACCCACUGGUUGAUUCUUGAUAGACAUGGCCCUAGCUGUAACUAGCAGCAACUUCCAACAAAGGCCUACUGUCUUUUUUUCAAAGCAACACAACAUCAAGCUGAAUGGCAGUGUUUCACUUCUUUCAAUACCUGUGAAAACACCAAAAGUAACGUCUUCAUGUUCUGAGACUUCAUGGUGUAAGCUUCUGCAUCAGAGCACGGAACUAUAAGAGAGACAAACAUCGGACUUAUGAUGGUGUAUAGUAGCUGCUUAUAUGUUCUAUAGGCAAUCGUGAACUUUGUUGUGUUCUUACUUUUCUGAAAAGUAAUUGUUUUUCAUUUUUAUUUUUAUUUUACAAUGGAAUAAUGGAUGCCUUGUCAUUUGAUUUAAGAGACAUUUGCUCAAAGGUAAAAUAUAGUUUAAAUCAUUAAUGCCAUAAAGCUAAUUUAGCUUAAAACAAGUUUUUCCAUACAUAUUGCUGCAGUGAUUUUUAUAGAUAAGGUAAAUCAUAAUGCUAUAGGCUUCAAGGAUUAGCUGAAGGUCUUAAUUACAUUGAAUCAAGAAGACGGAAAAUUGUUUUGGUGUUUCUCAGUGAUUUGCUUUUUAUAAAGUGUGACUGAUUAAUAAAGUUGUAUGUGUUACAAAGUA